Messenger RNA from Trifolium pratense (red clover), 3588 nucleotides. RefSeq lists its product as uncharacterized. The transcript is spliced from 18 exons. NCBI's taxonomy places the organism in Eukaryota, Viridiplantae, Streptophyta, Magnoliopsida, Fabales, Fabaceae. The coding region runs from base 529 to 3009 and encodes 826 amino acids. The record is from RefSeq and is a predicted model, not a curated record.
AGCAACACUUUUUCUUCCUCUCCCUCUUUCUCUCUCUCGCUCUGUUCUGUCAACUACAAGAACCAAGCCAUACGAUCCACGAAUAACAAAACAACCUUAACCUUGUUUGUUCCUUCAUGUUUUCCUUAGCCCCAUCAAACAUCACAACACAACCCCUCCAAAUCCAAUCUCGUUUUUAAAUUUCCCUGCAUUUACUCACUCUUGUUUCCGUUACAAGUAACACCAUUAUUCUCUCUUCGUUUCAUAAUCACGUUCAUACCCAUUAUUAUUCGGGUCAAAAAGUUUCAAAUUUUGUAAACAACCCAUAAAAAAAAAAAAAAAAAAUCCACCCCCAAGAAUCACAAGAUCGUUAGGUUUCCGUUACAUGUGAAAAAAGAGGACCUUUGAUGAUAAUUUCCAUCUGGGUCUUCUCAUUCAGUGGAAUGAUCAAAAGGGUUGCGUUUAAUUUGAUGAAAAAUUGAAUCUUGGGUUUUGUUUUGGGCAUUUGCAUGUGCAUGAGCAUUAGGUAGGUUAAUAGGUAUAUGAAAAAUGGAUACAAAAGAAGAAGCAGAAGCUAAUGAGGAUAGACCUUCAUCACCAAUGUGGGUUCUACAACAGUUAUCUGAAGGAGCAUUUAGAGUUGCUGGAGAAGCAUUGCAGGAUAUGUUCUCUGGUGGUGGUGGGUUAAGUGUGCCACAGAUAGGGUCUAGUGGUGGUGGUGGUGGUGGUGGACAUAGGAGAUGUCAAAGUGAACUUGUUAGUAAAGGAUUUCAACGUAGUGAUAGUUUUCAGAAGUUAAAAGCUCGUGUGCAUAAGGCUUGGGGUUGGGGUGGAAAAUCAAGGGAAGAAGGUUUAUCGCCGAGUUUUAAUCCGGAGAUUAUGGCAAACCAGAAACGUCAGUGGUAUCAGCUUCAUCCCAAAUCUAUGGAUUGUUUAAAUUAUAAGGAGCCAACCUCGCUCUUUGAACAUUUUGUGAUUGUGGGGCUGCAUCCAGAUGCUAAUUUGGAAGUUGUGGAGCAUGCAUUUGCAAGAAGGAAGAAAUGGGAAAGAGAGAAGGAAACCUAUGAACAUCUCGAUUACAGAAUGGCGCAGCAACAAAGACCGCCAGAACCUACUUUGGAGCCUCAGAUACUGUUCAAAUAUCCUCCUGCAAGGAGGCUAACAGUGCGUUUGAAGGAUUUAGCCUCCUUUUGUUUUCCUGAAGGUGUUAAGGCAUCUUUGGUGGAGAGGACUCCAUCUCUAAGUGAACUAAACGAAAUUGUCUACGGACAGGAACAUUUAGGCAGAGAUGAUCUAUCAUUUGUCUUUACACUCAAGGAAGCAGACAAUACAACACUUUAUGGAGUUUGCUUACAUGUGCCUGAAAUUGUUCAGAGACCCCCUGGUAUCUUAGGCGGCACAUCAUCUCCUCUUUCUCUUCCUUCUGGGCUAGGCAGCCGUUUUCUAGUUUCUGCACCUCGCUGUUACUGUCUUCUAACCAAAGUUCCUUUCUUUGAGUUACACUUUGAGAUGUUAAAUAGUCUCAUUGCACAGGAGCGUCUGAACCGGAUUACUCAGUUUGUAAAUGAGUUUUCUCUUUCUGGUUGCAUUCCAUCGAUGCCCAAACUAGAUGAUCAAUCGAGUUCAUAUACUAACUCCCCAGACCGGGAAUCAUUUAGCGACUGGAUGACUUGCGCAAUACCUAUUGAUGAUGCAGCUAUCAUUACUGCUGCUGCUGCUGGAAUUAUACCCGAUGAUGAGAUUCCUCAGUUAUCACCCAAAACAUGGGAUUCUCGCUGUCAUUCCCCUUUAAGUGUGAGUGCCAGUGAUGCUUCGGAUGUUUGUCAGCUUAGGGAAAUAGAUAAGGAUGGCAAGAAGUAUCUACAAGAUCAUGAUACAUGUUCUUUUGAGGGACCAGAAACUCAUGAUUCUGUGGAAAGAACAUAUGGAAAUGGUGAAUGUGGACAACUUUCUCCCAGUGUUGUAACACCAUCUGCUCGGUGUCGUAGCCUUGGAAGUUCUGAGUCAAUUUUCAGUCCAGCUAGAAGCAUUGUAUCGGAAGAUGAGUGUCAUCCUUUUUCAAACAAUGAAAGAGAUAACGAAGAUGAUUUGUCAAUGGAAUGGGCUAUGGACCGUAAGAAUGAUUUACUACAGAUAGUGUGCAGAUAUCAUGCUCAAGCUAUUCCACCUCGAGGAAGUGAAUUCGUCUUCCACCCUCUUGAACAUUUACAAGCUAUUCAAUAUUUAAGACAUUCAGUUGUUUCUCUUGGCUUCAGAGAAAAUUGUUUAGAUUGUUCCGACUCAGCUGAGGUUAAUGCGAAGUUGGUAGCUGCUGAGGAAGCCCUUGCGUUAUCUGUAUGGACAAUGUCAACUACUUGUCGAGUUCUAUCCCUUGAUAGGUUGCUGGCAUUAGUUACUGGAGUGUUAUUGGAAAAACAAGUUGUAAUAUUGUGCCCAAAUUUGGGUGUUCUAUCUGCAGUAGUGCUUUCUCUUAUACCCAUGAUUCGUCCAUUUCAAUGGCAGAGUUUACUGCUCCCGGUUUUGCCUGCAAAAAUGAUCGAUUUUCUUGAUGCACCGGUUCCAUAUAUUGUUGGCAUACAACAUAAACCAGAUGAUUUGAAUAUGAAAACUACUAAUCUUGUUGUAGUUAAUGUAAUGAAAGAUCAGGUUAAAAUGUGUCACUUGCCUAGACUUCCACAGCAAAGAGACCUUCUUUCUCAGUUGGGUCCAAUUCAUGCAAAACUUUCACGUGAAAGUUCAAUUGCUAGAAAGCAUCCUAUACAUAGGUGCAACGAAGUUCAGGCUGAAACUGCAACUAAGUUUUUGAAUAUCAUGUGGCACUAUUUGGAGUCGCUUUGUUCAAAUUUGAAAUCGCAUACGAUAACUAGUGUACAAUCAAAUCACGACAGGGUUUCUUUACUUCUUAAAGAUAGCUUCAUUGAUUCCUUUCCUAUUAGGGACCAGCCAUUUAUGAAGCUAUUUGUAGAUACACAGCUUUUCACCGUUUUAUCAGAUUCUUGUCUAUCAAGCUUUGAGAGUGGCAAUUCAUAAUCCUCUUCCCUCACUUGUUCAAAAAAAAUAAUCCUCUUCCCUCUAUUUGUCGCGUUAUUUUAGAAAGAAAGGGGUGUUUAUCUGUUAGACAUGACUGACUGUUGACACUGAGGAAGAUAUGUUCAUAAUUUCAUUGGCGAACCGAAACUCCAUUCCAAUGCAUGGAUUGGAAUGACCAACAAAGAGGGAGUACAAUUGUUACAAGGGUUUCAAAUUUUGUGUAUCAUGAUAGGAAAAUUGACUGCAUAAAUCACUGGUGCUGACCCCAAGGGAAGAAUUAGUACUUACUUAACCUGUUUUUUAUAGGAGGGAUAAUAUGUUUUUGGGUUUAGGUGUUCAAUGUUUUGCAAUUGACUUGUGAGUAUAUGAUAACAAUGCCAGAUGGUCCUUUUGUUUUAUUUUCCAUAGGAUAAUGGUUUCUUUUAGAAUUUGACAAAUUGAAUCCAAUAAUCUAAUUGUAAAAAUGAAUCCAUUCAAGCGAACUUUAAUCAAAUUAUUCAUUGUUUUCAAAGAUGUAGAACCCACAUAGAUACAUAUCAUCUAUAGCACGUUAUUUAUUUCUGGAGAAAAUUUCAUCUC